Messenger RNA from Aspergillus sclerotioniger CBS 115572, 363 nucleotides. RefSeq names its product serine palmitoyltransferase small subunit family protein. The record is from RefSeq and is a predicted model, not a curated record. The coding region runs from base 1 to 363 and encodes 120 amino acids. The transcript is spliced from 2 exons. NCBI's taxonomy places the organism in Eukaryota, Fungi, Ascomycota, Eurotiomycetes, Eurotiales, Aspergillaceae.
AUGACUCUCUUCCUCUACAUCAUUAAUUCGUUGGUGCGCUGGGUUCGGCUGAAGAUAUACCAAUAUGAGGUGACCUUCGCCGUAUACAUGCUUACGCCAACCGAAAAAUUCAUUUUUAACUCGAUCCUCCUCACCCUCAUCUCGAUGAUUGUAACCGGCAUCUACGUCUACCUCCCCAAUCACAUCCGAGUCGUCUAUGGUCACCUUUACUACUACUGGGCUGGCGAGCGCCCGUUUAUCUCUGCGAGUCUCCCAUCCUUCAGCUCCGUGUUCAGGGAGACCGGUACCCAGACUCUAGGAGUAAUGUACGAAACGGCCAAAAAUGCCGCUGCGACGGCCACUGCUCCAAUUGCCGAGCUAUGA